Messenger RNA from Paecilomyces variotii, 1422 nucleotides. Its product is annotated as MAGE family-domain-containing protein. Bases 131 to 1192 code for a protein of 353 amino acids. The transcript is spliced from 3 exons. Lineage: Eukaryota; Fungi; Ascomycota; Eurotiomycetes; Eurotiales; Thermoascaceae. Gene Ontology annotation, biological process: DNA repair. The record is from RefSeq and is a predicted model, not a curated record. Gene Ontology annotation, cellular component: nucleus.
CGCGUCGGGCGCGAACACGGACCAUACUCAACUGCGCUUGAACAAUAUCGCAAGAGGCUAUCAACUGUUAGUAUCUUGGAUUUGUUCUGUAACGGUACCAAAAGCUACGUGGUAGCAUCAAAUCGGCAACAUGCCUCUUGUACGGAAACGGCGCGCACAGCCAGAACCAGAAGCGAGCGAAGAUGAAGCGUCUUCAUCUUCUGAAGUGGGAGAACAGACACAGCAUGAUUCUCGACGCCAGCGACGACGAACUGACGAUGUACAACCGGACGACUCUGGCGACUCCGAAUCGUCCGGCAAUGAGGUGGAGGCGCCUACUAUGGUUGACGUGAUGGUCAAGAAGAUGGUGCGCCUGGCGCUGGCGAGCGAGUAUUCACGACAACCGAUCCGGCGCACCGAUAUUAGCGCGAAAGUUUUGGGAGAGCAAGGAUCGCGACGGUUCAAGGCAGUUUUCGAUGAGGCUCAGACAGUUCUAAGGAAGAGGUUUGGUAUGGAGAUGGUCGAAUUACCAGGCAAGGAAAAGGUUACAAUUAGCCAACGAAGAGCUGCACAACGUGUCGAGAAGCAAUCAUCCGCUACGAAAUCGUGGAUACUAACAAGUACCCUUCCUCCCGCCUACCGAACUCCGACCAUAAUUCCACCGACGAAAGCCCCGUCAUCAUGGACCGAAAGUACCUACACUGCCCUUUACACCUUCAUAAUCUCCGUCAUCAGCCUUAAUGGAGGCUCUCUUCCGGAGCAAAAGCUCGAUCGCUACCUGAGGCGUACCAAUGCUGAAGCAUACACACCGAUCGACCGCACGGAACGGUUGUUGCAGCGGCUUUGCAAGGAUGGGUAUCUGGUUCGCAAUCGAGAAAUGGAUGGUGGAGAGGAAGUGAUUGAGUACAUGGUUGGUCCUAGAGGAAAAAUCGAAGUCGGGGAAAAUGGUGUUGCUGGACUAGUCAGGGAGGUCUACGGGCGCCCGGACCCUGCUAUGCUGAAUGGCAAUACGGCGAGUGCAGAAGACAAGGAGGAGAUGGAAGAAUUCGAAAGCAGACUCCGGAGGAGUCUUGGAUUAGGAAAGCAGAAGCCAGAGAAUAAUUCUGGCGACCAGGCUGCAGAGACUCAAGCGAGAGGCCAAGGGGCGAGGCGUACUCGGAGACGCACCGGAGACGAAGAACCCGAAGAAGAUGAGGAGGAUAGUGAUGUUUGAAAUACCUCAUCUCGAUGUUGGAAAUCUGGCGGUUGUCCGUUGCACUACGAUAUGAUACCUUAUAUGAUAUCCCUUGUGAGCAUGUUAGAUCUGUACUGGUCCAUUGUAUAAUACUUGAUUUUUCUCUUGCAGUAAUACGGACUUUGGACUAAGAGAUGACGGCUGUGGAAAUCGUUUGUCAUGGAUAUUUGGGCAAUUUUUUUUUUUUUUUUUUUGUUUUUCCUGGGACC